This is a messenger RNA of Coffea eugenioides, 2071 nucleotides long. RefSeq names its product isocitrate dehydrogenase [NADP]-like. Lineage: Eukaryota; Viridiplantae; Streptophyta; Magnoliopsida; Gentianales; Rubiaceae. Gene Ontology annotation, cellular component: mitochondrion. Gene Ontology annotation, molecular function: isocitrate dehydrogenase (NADP+) activity; NAD binding; magnesium ion binding. The coding region runs from base 182 to 1663 and encodes 493 amino acids. Gene Ontology annotation, biological process: isocitrate metabolic process. The record is from RefSeq and is a predicted model, not a curated record. The transcript is spliced from 15 exons.
GAGGGUAGGAAAUGUUACUAACAACAAAAUGAACGGAACCGAUGAUUCUCAAUUGCCGCCGUCUUCCCUACUUGAGAAGCUGCAGAAGAUUAGUGGAAGCAGGACACCGCAGCACCGCCAAGAACUCGAACGCUGAAAGCUAAAAACUCUUAGACGCCACCGCACAUCAUAACUCUCUGUAAUGCUUGCAAUUAAACCCAGACUUUUUUAUCACAGAGCCAUGUCAGCUGCCGCCGCAAUCUCUUCAUCAUCGUCGUCGUCUCUAUGCGGCAAAACCCAUCAUACCUUACCCCUUACUAGUGCUACCGAUCCAAAGCUCUUUAAUCAACAACUAUUCCUCAACAACCGUCUUUCUUUGCCCGCCACCCUUCCUGCUGUUUCCCUCCGCUGCUUCGCCUCUACCUCCACCCCAACUGCCACCAUGGAUAAAAUCAAAGUUCAAAACCCAAUUGUCGAAAUGGACGGUGAUGAAAUGGCUAGGGUCAUCUGGAAAAUGAUAAAAGACAAGUUAAUAUUUCCCUACCUGGAAUUGGAUAUUAAGUAUUUUGAUUUAGGGAUACUCAAUCGUGAUGCUACUGAUGAUAGAGUCACUGUAGAAAGUGCCGAAGCUACUCUUAAGUACAAUGUUGCCGUAAAAUGUGCUACUAUUACUUCAGAUGAAACCAGAGUCAAGGAAUUUGGGCUGAAAUCUAUGUGGAAGAGCCCCAAUGGCACAAUCAGGAAUAUAUUGAAUGGUACUGUUUUCCGUGAGCCUAUUAUUUGCCAGAACAUUCCAAGAAUUGUUCCUGGUUGGAAGAAACCCAUUUGCAUUGGUAGGCAUGCCUUUGGCGAUCAAUAUCGUGCUACUGAUACACUCAUUACAGGACCUGGAAGGCUGAAAAUGGUUUUUGAGCCUGAAAGUGGGGAAGCCCCAGUGGAAUUGGAUGUCUAUGAAUUCAAAGGUCCUGGGGUUGCACUUGCCAUGUAUAACAUUGACCAGUCUAUUCGAGCAUUUGCUGAAUCCUCAAUGUCAUUGGCGUUUUCAAAGAAAUGGCCCCUUUACCUAAGCACCAAAAAUACAAUUCUGAAGAAAUAUGACGGCAGGUUUAAGGACAUAUUUGAGGAGGUAUAUCAGGAGAAGUGGAAGCACAAGUUUGAGGAACAUUCUAUAUGGUAUGAGCAUCGCUUGAUAGAUGACAUGGUGGCUUAUGCAAUAAAGAGUGAUGGAGGCUAUGUUUGGGCAUGCAAAAACUAUGAUGGAGAUGUCCAGAGUGAUUUACUUGCUCAAGGAUUUGGUUCUCUAGGCCUCAUGACGUCUGUAUUGUUAUCCUCUGAUGGCAAGACAUUGGAAGCUGAAGCAGCUCAUGGGACCGUAACCCGUCAUUUUCGACUGUACCAGAAGGGUCAGGAUACCAGCACAAAUAGCAUUGCUUCCAUUUUUGCCUGGACUAGAGGCCUGGAACAUCGGGCCAAACUCGAUGAGAACAAGAAGUUGUUGGAUUUUGUCCACAACCUAGAGGCUGCAUGUAUUGGAACUGUUGAGUCUGGGAAAAUGACAAAGGAUCUUGCCAUAUUGAUUCAUGGACCCAAGGUAUCAAGGGAGUUUUACUUGGACACUGAAGAGUUCAUCGGGGCUGUAGCAACACAUCUUCAAAAGAAACUCCAAGCACCUGCAUCUGUCUGAGAGAUCUGCAGCUAUUCUAUGGAGUUGGAAUUGGGAAAAUUUUCUGGUUCAGGUUGACGGGGCUACUUGUUUUGACCCCAAUAGACUAGAGGCGUCACUUCAUGGUGCGUUGAGCUCACUAUGGAUUGAACCGAGGGAGCAUGACAAACACAAGUGUAUGCUGACGUUUAACAGAAGAAAAGUGCCGUUGAAGACGGAAGACGGGGUUGCGACAUUUCAUGACAAAAAAAAAAUGAAAUCUGAAACAGACCAAUUGGUUUUUCAGAGUACUUUCUUGUCCGCUGCUCAUCUUAUUCGAAAUUUUCAUGAUGUUCCUAAAAGUGCUUCCCUGUCAUAGCUACUGCUACUUAAUAAUCGUGGAGAUGAAUGAGAUUUUGAUGCAAUUAUUGUAUUUUUACUAAUUCGCUA